GGGAGAACAUCGAUGACGCCCUGCCAAACAUCGAUAUUACCUCUAGCGGACGUGGAACGCUAAAAUGUUGGACUUUGUGGUGAUAUUCACCAAGGGCGGCGUGGUGCUGUGGCACUCGAAUGCGUCGGGGAGCAGCUUCGCCUCGUGCAUCAACAGCCUGAUACGUGGCGUUAUCCUGGAGGACCGGAACACAGAGGCCAAGUACUUCGAGGAGGACCACCUGGCCGUGCAGUUCAAGCUGGACAACGAACUGGACCUGGUCUACGCGGCCAUUUUCCAGAAGGUGAUCAAGCUGAACUACCUGGACGGGUUCCUGGCUGACAUGCAGCUGGCCUUCAAGGAGAAGUUCGGUGGCAUUCCGGCCGCGGAGCGUCUGGGCGGCGACUAUGAUUUCGACCGCGAGUACCGUCGGGUGCUCAGUGCCGCCGAGGAGGCGUCCGCCAAGCAGGUGAAGGCGCCCAAGGCCAUGCGCUCCUACAAUGAGUCGCAAAAGUCCAAGAAGACCGUCGCCUCGAUGAUCCAGGACGACAAGAAGCCGGCCGAGAAGCGGGUCAACAUCCAGGAGAGCCCCCCGCCGUCCAAGUCGCAACAAUCGUCGCCGCCAGCCUCCAUGGACGACAUCAUACGGGAGAACCGGCGCAAGCUGCGCGAGAAGCUCACGCCCACCAAGAAGACCUCGCCCAGUGACCCCAAGCCCAGCAAGUCCACUGCCUCCGAGAAGGCCGGCAAGAAGCCGCGUGUCUGGGAUCUCGGCGGCAACUCCAAGGACGCCGUCAUGCUGGACCGCUCCAAGGAUACGCCCGAGGAUGUGCAGUACCAGAACAUAAACAGCGAGCUGGUGGGCACGAUGCAGGGUGUGAUUCGCGACUUGGACGUGGAGAGUGAGGACGAAGUCGAGGACGACGACGAGUCCUCUGAGGAGGAGGAACAGGUGCAGUCGAAGAAGAACAAACGCGGCGGACUGCUGUCCUACUUCAAGGGCAUUGUGGGCGCCAAAACCAUGUCGCUGGGCGAUCUGCAGCCGGCGCUGGAGAAGAUGCGCGACCAUCUGAUAUCGAAGAACGUCGCCACGGAGAUCGCGGCCAAGCUGUGCGACUCGGUGGCCACCAGUCUGGAGGGCAAGCAGAUGGGCACCUUCGACAGCAUCGCCAGCCAGGUGAAGGAGGCGCUGACCCAGUCGCUGGUCAGGAUUCUCUCACCGAAACGGCGCAUCGACAUCAUUCGCGAUGCCCUGGAGUCGAAGCGCAAUGGCCGACCGUACACAAUAAUCUUCUGCGGCGUCAAUGGCGUGGGAAAGUCGACCAAUCUGGCGAAGAUCUGCUUCUGGCUGAUCGAGAACAACUUUAACGUGCUGAUAGCGGCCUGCGACACUUUCCGUGCCGGCGCCGUGGAGCAGCUGCGCACACACACCCGCCACCUGAACGCCCUGCAUCCGGCGGCCAAGCACGACGGCCGCACCAUGGUGCAGCUGUACGAGAAGGGCUACGGCAAGGACGCCGCCGGCAUUGCCAUGGAGGCCAUCAAGUUCGCCCACGACACGCGGGUGGACGUGGUCCUCGUGGACACCGCCGGACGCAUGCAGGACAACGAGCCGCUGAUGCGCUCGCUGUCCAAGCUGAUCAAGGUCAACAACCCGGACCUGGUGCUCUUCGUGGGCGAGGCUCUGGUGGGCAACGAGGCCGUCGACCAGCUAGUCAAGUUCAACCAGUCGCUGGCCGACUACUCCUCCAACGAGAACCCGCACAUCAUCGACGGCAUCGUGCUGACCAAGUUCGACACCAUCGACGACAAGGUGGGCGCCGCCAUUUCCAUGACCUACAUCACCGGCCAGCCGAUUGUGUUCGUGGGCACGGGUCAAACGUACGCCGACCUCAAGGCCAUCAACGUAAACGCCGUGGUCAACUCGCUGAUGAAGUAGCUCCCUCCAGGCACCUAUCCCCUUCCUAAUGCUCUUUGUUUACCUUCCCUCUCGACCGAAUCAAAUACAAUGCUAUUGUCUAUUUUGUUGUUGAGUAA
This is a messenger RNA of Drosophila rhopaloa, 2016 nucleotides long. It is a transcript of the gene SrpRalpha, whose product is annotated as signal recognition particle receptor subunit alpha homolog. Gene Ontology annotation, cellular component: endoplasmic reticulum membrane; signal recognition particle receptor complex. Lineage: Eukaryota; Metazoa; Arthropoda; Insecta; Diptera; Drosophilidae. The transcript is spliced from 4 exons. Bases 65 to 1918 code for a protein of 617 amino acids. Gene Ontology annotation, molecular function: signal recognition particle binding; GTP binding; GTPase activity. Gene Ontology annotation, biological process: SRP-dependent cotranslational protein targeting to membrane. The record is from RefSeq and is a predicted model, not a curated record.